Molecule: messenger RNA, 1428 nt
Organism: Fimicolochytrium jonesii
Lineage: Eukaryota; Fungi; Chytridiomycota; Chytridiomycetes; Spizellomycetales; Powellomycetaceae
Product: XAP5, circadian clock regulator-domain-containing protein
Exons: 8
Coding region: 1-1011 (336 amino acids)
Biological process (GO): chromatin organization
Cellular component (GO): nucleus
Source: RefSeq, a predicted model, not a curated record
AUGGCCGAAUACAAAGGCGCUGGCUCAGAGGCCUCCCGCGCCGCAAUGCUCGAAAAGCAGCGCAAGAACAUGAUCGCAGACUUCCAAUCCCAAAAAGACCGUAUCGCAAAGGAAAAACAAGUACACAUAGGCGCCGACAAAUUCGUCGCGCAAAACGACUGGGUCGACAACGAACUGAAACGGCAGACGGUCGGCCUGGUGCAGUUGGAGGAUUUUCAGCGGAUCAGGGAGAGUUUGGAUAAGCAGAGGAGGGAGGAGGUGGAAAGGGAGAGGGAUGCUGCAUUGAAGAAUAAACGGAAGAAGAAGAAGGAGAAGGUUAAGCUUUCGUUUGAUUUGGAUGGGGAGGAGGAGACGCUUGAGGUUGAGGAGUCAGGGACCUUGGGUGAUGGGGACGCUAGCUCAAAGAUGACAACCAUGACAGUCCCAACCAAGAAAAUAAAAAAGAACCCAACAGUCGAUACCAGUUUCCUCCCCGACCGCGAACGCGAGGAGGAGGAACGCAAAGAGCGCGAGAAACUGAAGGAGGAGUGGUUGGAGCAGCAGGAGAAGACCAAAAAGGACAAGAUAAUCAUAACAUACAGUUACUGGGACGGCACAGGCCACCGUAAGCAAGUCGAAUGCCGCAAAGGCGACACGAUCGGCCAGUUCCUGGAGAACUGCAGGCAGCAGUGGCAUGAGCUGAGGGGGGUGAAUGUGGAUAAUUUGAUGUAUGUUAAGGAGGAUUUGAUUGUGCCGCAUCACUACACAUUCUAUGACUUCAUAAUAAACAAAACCCGCGGCAAAUCCGGCCCCUUAUUCUCAUUCGACGUGCAUGACGACGUGCGGCUCAUCUCGGACGCUACGGUCGAGACUGAAGAAUCACACGCGGGCAAAAUCCUGGAACGCGCCUGGUACGAAAAGAACAAACAUAUCUUCCCUGCGAGCCGGUGGGAGGUGUUUGACCCGCAGAAGGAUUAUGGGAGUUAUACGGUUAAGGAUCGGAAUAAGGAGAAGGGUGGGGAGGCGGCGUAGGGGUGUGGGUGUGGUGGGGUUGUACGUUGAAGGGUUGGGUUGGCGGGAGAGUCGAUGGUCUUUUCGGGGCGGCCUUGGGAUGUAAACUACACCACCGCUUCUUGUAUAUAUUUGCGGUAAAUGGGACCUGAUGGUCUUGGGAGAAACUUUCAGAACAUUCUCGCUUUCCGAGUCGUUGCUUUUCAUCAGUUAAGUCCAAAUUGGACUUUUUCAUGGUUAUAAGAUUGCCGGCGACCCCUGCUCCCUCUCAGUCCUCGAUAACGUGCCUGGCGCCAAUAAUAUUCGGCACCAUCAGGAACACGUCACAUCCAUGCCCAUCCACAGAUUUGAUGUCGAGUGACCCUUGGAAGUAUUUGGCUAUUGGCGGGGCAGAACGAUCAGCGUGAGCAAGCAACUCGGUCCAAAGACCAUUGGACA